GACAUGGUGAAGGAUACACUGUCUUGGUGACUACUGUGAACUAAGACUGUGGGAGUGUCAGUGUUAUGGUCUCGCUCAGGACCAUGUGCCGUGCUUAAUUCUAUAUAUAGUGCCUCAGCCUAAUGACCACGAGUCACUGUACUUCUCGUGGGUCAGUGUAAUUAUCAUGGGGCAGUGUAACUGUGGCAGGAUGACGGGCCGCAGUGAGUGAGGCGGCCACAGAGCGUCAUGCCCGGGCCGCCGCCCAUCAUCCAGGCCGCCCUGGCUGCUAGUGUGGGUGUAGGGGGCGUUACGCCCCCCUUCACCAUCCCAGCUCACUUCCCGCCUUACGCCUACCUCCCACCCGCCGCCCACGAGUCCCUGCUACACCCAAAUUUCCCGUCAGAGGCUGAUACACUCGCUUAUGUUGAUGCUCUCAAGCACUCGGACCUGAGUGAUUGGAGGUCCUUGCAGGAGGUGGCGGCUCGGGCUGGUGCUGGGUCUUGUUCGGGCGCAGUGACCACCUCCGUGCUGACCGCACUCUACCUCCUGGGCCUUUUCAAUCUGUGUGUCGCCUCUCCCGCCUCCUGCUGCGUCCCUCCUGCCGCAGGACGUCGACGUCGCAGGACGGUAGACCCAACCCUGCCUCCACUGCUCAACAACCUGCCGUAUAACCUCUCUAGUCUCUCCCUGGAGCAGUUCCGCUCCCUUCCUCACGUCACCACCCCCGACGGGGGGCGAGUCCCCCUACACAUCUCUGUUGUCGAGCAGGUUCGUAAGUUGUGGGAUUCGAAUCCACGGCUGCUGUCGUCAAGGUCGUGUUCGUCGGCGAUGGAGUCUGUCCGUUCUUCGUUCAUCUCUCUGAGCGGUGUGGCGUCGGGCAUCAUCCUGGCAUACAGUGUGGCGCAGCUGGCUCAGUGCUACCCUGACCACACCCUUGACCCCAGCACCCCGCCAAAGAUCUGGCUUUUUCCCAUCCCCAGGACUGUCUCGCCUCAACCAUACUCCCCCAUCCCCAUGCUUCCCGGGCAGAUCCCAGUAUUAGGUAAGGACGAGGAUGACGAUGGGUGUGACAGGGAUGAGGUGCCCCUCGGGUAUGACAGCUGUGCCCAGCUGCUGUCUGCUGAGCCCUGCCCCUACAAGCACUGGGUCCUCCUCAACAAGGACACCCGCAUGGGAGAGUGUGUGCCACGACUUUGUGCUGACAACUUUGUGUAUAUUGAAGCUGAUCAGAUGUGCCAUGAUAUUAAUGAAGCCGACAUCUGUCCUGGUAACAGACGCCUCUACCUCACAGCCUCAGGAAAAGCUGUCUGUGACUGUCCCGAAGGUAUGUUCCCUGGCCCCCAUGACACCUGCUACUUUCUGUAUGAGCCAGCCUACUGCCAGCAGGGUUCUGUCCUUCAGUUUGACAAGACAACAAAAACCCUCACUUGUAAAGCUGAUCCCUGCGGUCAUGUCAACAGUGACUUGUGGCCUGAUCUACUCCCCUAUGCCCCACGGAAGGAUGGUUCCUGUUAUCGCUUCAAUGAGCAAGGGCCGUGCAAAAGAGGCCAGAGAUUUGGCUAUGACACAGAACAGCUGGAGGCUACAUGUGUGUCACUGCAGGAGGCUGGCCUUGUGCGUCCCCGCAGAUCCUUCAUGUUCCAUCAGAUGUCUUUCCCUGCUGCCCAGGACAACAGAUACCUCCAGUACCAGGUGUCAUACAUCAUUAAGAACCUUACUGACUGGGAACUGGAGGUGAAAGGUAUCAAAAGGACAAGGAGGGAUGUGUCUGGGACCCCUGAAGGAGGUUCUCGGUUACACCCUAGUCAUAAAGUGGUACCUUUCCUCGACACCCGGGAUAUUCCCCGUAGUUUCUAUACAUUAAAGAGACCACGUCGUUCCCGAUGGGGGACUCCCAAACCUAGAAGAGGCAACCAUCGCACCCGGCACCACCGCCACAUCAGAAAUAGGAGAAACCACAGUGAUGGUAGUGAUGCCACAGGAGUUACACUUGGAGCCCUUGCAUUGUCCCCUGGACCAGCAGAUGUUGGAGGACCCCACAAGAACACACGAACUCGGGGUACAACCCGGCAUCGGGCGCGGUCCAGGAAUCAGAAAAGCAGAAGCCAUAGUGCCACUAAAAGCCGAACAGAAGUUGGAAUAGUGAGUGGCAGCACGAUGCACUCUAUCCACUCCACACAGAGAGGAAACUUGGACCACAGCAGUAUUGUCAGGGUGAACCAAACAGCAUUGGCAGCCCCAGUGGUAGUGCAGCAAACAUUGUCCUCGAGGAACACAAGUGCACACUUAAGUUCUAGAGGUGAACAUAGGCAGAACAGAGGCUCUAGAGGUCGCAAAGGAAAGAAGAAAGGUCAUGGACGGAGAAAGAAAGGUCAUGGAGUACGUGGCAAGACAAAACAUGAAAACAGGCAAGAGCGUGGGCAGAGGCGUGGUCGCCGGAGGAAGAAGAAACCAAGUAUGUCUAAUGCUACCCAAACAAAGAGAAAGAAACCGAAGGUGUCAUUGUUCCAUGGGCCAGCUAUGUUACUACCUACAGAUGGCAACACCACUGCUAAUGGCAGUCACAGCAGCAUUGGAAACAGCAAUGGGGAUCAAAACUCUCAUAGUGACAUCUCUGGAGAGAGGCUGGAUGCCGAUGAAGAAUCGCAACAGUCGUCUUCAUCAGAGAUGUCUCUGCCCAAAUACCUGCGUAACCGUGGAAGGCGACAGCUGGGGGAGGGUGGUGGCAUUAUACAGGCACCCUUACUGAGUGCUUGCAAACCUGGUGCGAAGAGAGACUACAACUACAAGUGUCGACCAAAGUUCAUCCCACAGGAACGGGAUCGCCGUAGAGCAGGUGCAGGUUCCAACAGUAUCGCUCCUCGCCCACCCACCAUAACAUGCCCACAGGGCACCCGGCUGGAUCCUCGAGGCAAGUGUCAGCAGGUGAGCUGAGAGGAUCACAAGAAUUUUGGGAAGAAUCAUUUGAACAUCCUAACCCUGCGAUGUGCAGCAUUAAACUCUUGUGGGUUAUUCAGCACAGCAUGGUUCUCUAUCCUCUGUCCACUAAUAUGUGAGGUAGUCAUUUUACUUGCCUUAGUUGGCUGUACCUUAGUAGGAUCAGUGAAGAAUUAUUCUCAAAUAUCAAGAAACUGUAAGUGAUGUAAAUACAGGAAAUUAUAUGCCCCUUUACUUUCACUAGCUACUUUGCUGGUGGAUUCGAGGGAUAAGCCAUGAGGAAUAAAUGAAGGACUAUU
Molecule: messenger RNA, 3218 nt
Organism: Cherax quadricarinatus
Lineage: Eukaryota; Metazoa; Arthropoda; Malacostraca; Decapoda; Parastacidae
Source: RefSeq, a predicted model, not a curated record